AUGGCUGCUAGCGUCUGGGGCAGUUUCUUCAAUGACUCUAACGAGGACAUCGCCCAACUUUCUCCGAGACUGACGCGCCCGGGGAGCCAAGAUGACGGUAUGGGUUUUCCGAGGGACGAUAGACGACCGUCGAUGGCGAGCGCCACCACGGUGAGCAGUACAGGCUCCAAGUCGAGCGGAACCCGUGCAGGGUACCACAAGCGCCUACAAAAUGUUUUCGGUGAAGAUUUCCCCCAGGAUUCACGCCAGAACUCGGAUACGAGCUUGCCGGCGCCAUAUGUGACCGAAUCGCAGUCGGUGCGUGGGGGUCGAAAUCGCGCGAAUUCGCAAAACAACACGUUGGGCAGCUUCAACAGCAGACCCAAUUCGCCUGCCAGUUCGCGACCGCGGACGCCGUUGCCUUCGUCAGAGGUGACGCCUUGGGAAUACCAAGAUUACAAGGACCUCUCAUCGCAAGGCGAAAAUGGCCGCCCAUCUGCCGAUCAGCAAUCCAUCAAGUCGAACAAAGGUUCACAUCACCACCACAAGCUGAAGUUUCCGGGCCAUCGUCACCACCGGAGCAAAGAAGAGAACAAGUCAACUGAGGCCCAAGCGCGUGUUGAAAUCAGCCAACCGUACCCAAUACGACCAGCCACGAGUCGAGAGGAUUCCACAUACAGUAUACGGCGAGACCAACAACAGCAGCCGCCGCAGGGUCAGUACGGCUCGUCGCUCGGAUCUGGACUUGUAUCCAAACCCAAUCUUCUCGCCCGCCCUCCAAGCCCGACUCCCAGCGCAUAUAGCGCAGUGUCUAGAGAUCCGACGUCGCAAAGAUCGCCGAGCACCGCGAAGGGCCCUCGCGGUUUCUUGGACCGCCUCAAGGGCAGGGGCAAGGCUGAUCGACAACCACAAGAGAACCUACAGAAUCUCCCGUCCUCUCAGGUCUCGCUGCAGCCAUCCAUCCAGUCCGCUAAGGGUCUGCCAACCGAUCAGAUGCCGGGAGCGUUCGGUUCCAAGGGUCGAAAGGGGACGGACAACUCCAAGGACAAGAUUGUCAAGGAAGGUAAACGAGAACAUGGCCGUUUCCCGCUUACGAGGCCAGGCCAUAGGAAACAGGCCGCCCCCGUUCCUGUUGAGCCACAGCCGCAACCUGCCGGAAAAGAUCCCAAUGAAGCAAAUGCGGAUGCAAACAAAAAUGACGCUGUAUGGUUCCUUGAUACCAAUCUGGAAUCUAUGGAAGGCAUCGUUGAUCCCCAGCACCAACAACCCAUGGCGACACCCAUUGGUGAGAAUCUGCCAAGCACCUCUUUGAGAGCGGACGACAUGAUAAGAGAGUCUAAAGACGAUGCCAAGUGGGAUAUUCCUGAAUCUUGGGGCGUUGUUACACAAGAAGGAAAGGGCGAUUCACCCCACGCAGAGCUUGACGAAGCCGAAGCCGUGUCCAAAGAAGAAGACGGCAACAGGACGUACUGUGUCCGCAUAUUCAGGGUAGAUUCGACCUUUGCAACACUGUCGGCCACCUUAAACACGACAGUCUCCGAGAUCAUCCAGAUAUUAGGCAAGAAAACUCUGCUGCAAGAUGAAUUGAACAACUAUCACAUUGUCAUGCGAAAACAUGACACUUCCCGGCAACUCGACGCGAAAGAACGACCCUUGCUAAUACAGAAGCGACUGUUGGAACAAGCGGGCUACUCUGAUUCGGAUCGUCUUGAAGAUCUUGGACGUGAAGACAACAGCUACCUGUGCCGAUUCACCUUCAUCCCAGCGAAGCUAAGCGGGUAUUCUAGCCUCGGAAAGGACCCGGGCUUCACCAAGAUGCAGAAGUUCAGCCACAUCGAUCUACAGGGACGCAACUUGAUUACGAUACCCAUCGCACUUUACCAAAAAGCUACGGAGAUAAUAUCUCUCAAUCUUUCACGGAAUUUGUCAUUGGCUGUACCGAAAGAUUUCAUACAGGCGUGCACCAACCUCCGAGAGAUCAAGUACACGAGCAAUGAGGCGCGGCGACUCCCUCCAAGCUUGAGCCUCGCAAGCCGCUUGACCAUGUUGGACAUCUCUAACAACCGUCUGAAGGACCUCGAAGACGUUCAGCUGCAUCGUCUCCAGAGUCUUCAAGGCUUGAGGCUCUCUAACAACAGAUUGACGAGAUUGCCGGCGUACUUUGGUCAAUACCGGGCCUUGAGAAGCCUCAACCUAAGUUCGAAUUCACUUAACGAGUUUCCGGACUUCUUGUGCGAUGUGCGAACGCUUGUGGACCUUGACAUCAGUUUCAACUCCAUCAGUAGUCUGCCUAAGAUCGGCCAGCUUACAUGUCUGGAGCGGUUAUGGGCUACAAACAACAAGCUCUCUGGUAGCUUUCCGGGUACACUGAGCAAUCUUGUGAACCUCAGGGAGAUCGACGUACGAUUCAACGCACUCAACAGCAUGGAUGUCAUGUCUCAUCUACCGCGAUUGGAAUAUCUCAUGAUCGGUCACAAUUCCAUUUCAGCUUUUGAAGGCUAUUUCCCUAAGAUACGAGUUUUGCAUAUGAACCACAAUCCACUAACAAGGUUUGGCAUGGUCCAGUCCGUACCUUCAUUAACCGUACUCAAUCUGGCUUCCGGGAAACUAGCUGCACUGCCAGAGGAACUGUUUCCUCGGAUCACUGGACUGACCAAACUCAUUUUGGACAAAAAUCAUUUCAGUGCACUUUCGACAAGCAUUGGAAGGCUCAUUAGAUUGGAACACUUGAGCGUAGCCCGCAACUCUUUAGAUGAGAUUCCAACUGAAAUUGGUCGACUGGCCGAACUCAAGUAUCUGGACGUGCGAGAGAACAACUUGGGCCGGCUCCCCGCUGAGAUAUGGUACGCGCGCCGUUUGGAGACGCUCAAUGUAUCUUCCAACGUGCUCGAUGGUUUUCCGAAGCCAAGCACUGCUCCUCCACCUGCCCAAUUGAAUGGGGAGAACAACUUGGAUGGCCCCACGCCCGCGUCAACGGCCGGUCUGGGAACGAGCCCAAGCUACGAAGAACUAGGGAAGUUGGAAGAUUUCCAGAACCGUCGCCCUAGCCAAGCCUCUGCGGGCUACCUUAGCUCGGCUACGUCAACAGGACCUAAUCAGCGUAAGGGUUCUAUAGCGUCUUAUAAUUCUACUAGCACCACGAACACCGCGAGGAAGCCGUCGGUUAUGGCAAGAACACCAACUGAGGGAACUAUAACCCCCGUUUCCCGCAAAGACUCCAGUCUUUCCAAUAGGAUGGUAACGACGUUUGCGGGAUCCUUACGGCAUCUUUUCUUGGCCGACAACCGACUGGAGGACAACGUUUUUGAUGAACUAUGCUUGCUUCCAGAACUACGCAUCGUAAACCUGUCAUACAACCUCAUCUACGAUGUUCCUCCACGAACCAUUCGCCGAUGGCAACACUUGGCCGAGCUGUAUCUCUCUGGAAAUGACUUGACAUCCUUACCCUCUGAAGACCUAGAAGAAGUCACCUCGCUGAAGGUGCUGCACAUUAACAGCAAUAAGUUCCAGGUUCUCCCAGCAGAGUUAGGGAAGGUGGCAAAGCUGGCUAUCCUUGAUGUCGCCAGCAACGCCCUGAAGUACAAUGUCUCAAACUGGCCCUACGACUGGAACUGGAACUGGAAUCAUAACUUGAAGUACCUCAAUUUGUCCGGUAACAAGCGCCUAGAGAUCAAGCCGAGCGGUGACUACAUGCGUCGCGGAGAGGGACGAGAUCUCACUGACUUCACUUCUCUCAUCAACCUGAGGGUACUUGGUCUAAUGGAUGUCACGAUGAUGGUACCGUCAGUCCCCGAACAAUCCGAAGACCGAAGAGUGCGAACCGCCGGCUCAGCUGUGGGCUCCAUGGCGUACGGUAUGGCAGAUAGCUUGGGAAGAAGUGAGCAUAUCUCUACGAUGGACAUGGUGAUACCUCGCUUCCGAAGCAACGAUAAUGAACAGAUACUUGGUCUUUUCGACGGUCAAGCCCUCACUGGUGGCGGGUCAAAGAUUGCGAAAUACCUUUACGACAACUUCAAGAUCCGGUUCGCAGAGGAGUUGGGAAAGCUACGACCUCAGGAGAGUCCAAUGGACGCCCUUCGUCGUACAUACCUGGGUCUCAACAAGGAACUGGCCCUAGCGGCAAAUCAUUGCAUUGAGAAGAAUGCCGGACUGCCCUCCAUACAGCCACGUGGCUCAUUGCCCGAUCUUGGUGAGGAGGAUAUGACUUCUGGAAGUGUCGCCACGGUUGUAUACCUCAAGGAUAUGGAGCUGUACCUUUCAAAUGUAGGCGAUGCUCAGGCGCUUCUCAUUCAAACGAAUGGCGACAAGAAAAUCCUUACUCGAAAACACGACCCUGCUGAGCCGUACGAAAGGACGAGGAUACGUGAGGCUGGUGGGUUCGUAUCACGGCAGGGAAAGCUAAACGAUGUCCUCGAAGUCUCUCGGGCCUUUGGCUACGUACACAUGUCACCUUCCGUCAUCGCCUCACCACACAUUGCUCACGUCACGCUGAGCGAUACUGAUGAGAUGAUUCUCAUUGCGUCCCGAGAACUUUGGGAAUAUCUCACUCCGGAUUUUGCAGUCGAUGUUGCUCGGUCUGAGCGGGACGACCUUAUGCGCGCGGCUCAGAAGCUUCGCGACCUCGCUAUCGCCUUUGGUGCUACAGAUAAGAUUAUGGUCAUGCUACUGGGAGUGAGCGACUUGAAGAGCAAGCAAAGAGCGAAAUACCGGACCCCAAGCAUGUCAAUGGGACCUAGUGGGUCGCCUGACGACUUCUUCCUGCGACCCAAAGGAAAGCGUGCACGCAACUUGCCCAACGACUCGAAACUGGCUCGUCUGGAUAAUGAAGUCGAUGCCCCGACUGGCGAAGUCAGCUUGGUCUUCACGGAUAUCAAAAGCUCUACCCUUCUCUGGGAAACGUAUCCGAUCGCAAUGAGGUCGGCUAUCAAAAUGCACAACGAGCUGAUGCGUCGGCAACUGCGCAUCAUUGGCGGCUACGAAGUCAAGACUGAAGGUGACGCCUUCAUGGUGGCCUUCCCAACAGUCACGUCGGCUCUCCUUUGGUGUUUUACCAUCCAGAGCCAACUCCUAGAAGUGCCAUGGCCUCAAGAGAUUCUCAACAGUGUGAAUGGUCAAGAAGUCGUCGACCCGAACGGCAACGUCAUUUUCCGCGGUCUGUCCGUCCGUAUGGGUAUUCAUUGGGGCACACCGGUGUGCGAAGUCGAUCCAGUCACGAAGCGUAUGGACUAUUUUGGCCCGAUGGUUAAUCGAGCUUCGCGUAUCUCGUCUGUCGCCGAUGGUGGCCAGAUUACUGUGUCGUCAGAUUUUAUCGCAGAGAUUCAACGGCUUCUCGAGACCCACAUUGAAGGUGAUCGAAGCAACUCGAUAGGUUCUGAGGAACAGUACGGCGAUGACCAGUUAUCCCAGGCGAUUCGUCAAGAACUACGGUCACUGAGUAGCCAGGGUUUUGAAGUAAAGGACUUGGGCGAACGUCGCUUGAAGGGUCUUGAAAACCCUGAAUACAUCUAUCUGAUGUACCCUCAUUCCCUCGCCAGCCGUCUCGACGUGCAACGGCAACUCGAGCAGAAAUCAGCGCAACAAUCUGCCCCAGGCGCUGGACAAAAGAUGCCGGGCAGCCAGCUUACCAUUGACACGGAAAAUGUCUGGGAUCUUUGGAAUGUCAGUCUUCGUCUGGAGAUGUUAUGCAGUUCGCUAGAGAAUCCCGAUUCUCACGAAUUAAAGCCGCCGGAAACCGCUCUCCUAGAGAGGAUGAAGAACAGGGGAGGCGAGAUUACGGACAGAUUCUUGAUCAACUUCGUUGAGCACCAGAUCUCAAGAAUCGAGACGUGCACGACUACCUUGGCUCUCAGACACAUGGUUCGACCAUUCGGGCAAACCCCGAAAUUGCAGCAAGCAUGCCCCAUGUCCGACAUCCUCAGCGAGCUCCAGGUCCAACUUGCCGAGCUGCAGCAGUUCAAGCAAGAGGCCGCUUCAGAAUUCGCAUCUGCUUAA
Molecule: messenger RNA, 5970 nt
Organism: Didymosphaeria variabile
Lineage: Eukaryota; Fungi; Ascomycota; Dothideomycetes; Pleosporales; Didymosphaeriaceae
Exons: 3
Coding region: 1-5970 (1989 amino acids)
Biological process (GO): intracellular signal transduction; cAMP biosynthetic process
Molecular function (GO): magnesium ion binding; adenylate cyclase activity; protein binding
Source: RefSeq, a predicted model, not a curated record